Molecule: messenger RNA, 1845 nt
Organism: Penicillium manginii
Lineage: Eukaryota; Fungi; Ascomycota; Eurotiomycetes; Eurotiales; Aspergillaceae
Exons: 2
Coding region: 1-1845 (614 amino acids)
Biological process (GO): regulation of DNA-templated transcription; DNA-templated transcription
Cellular component (GO): nucleus
Molecular function (GO): DNA-binding transcription factor activity, RNA polymerase II-specific; DNA binding; zinc ion binding
Source: RefSeq, a predicted model, not a curated record
AUGAACCGAAGUCUGCCACAUCCUACAACGCCAGUAGGUCACAGUCCCGGAGUUCACCGUCGGAAACGCAAACCCGUGAAUUGUGAGCAAUGUCGACGCUCUAAAUUGAAGUGCGACCGUCAACAUCCAUGUGCUACUUGUAAACGACGCAACCGUGGCGAUGCCUGUAAUUACGAGGUUCCAUCUGGAUAUUCUCAGACGGGAAGCCAUCGCCGAAACCCCGGAACUCUGCAGUCGAGAAGCAAUACCGCGGAGUUAGGAUCUUCACCGUUAGGUGAGAACAUUGCCACUGCCCCAUUAUUGGGGCUAAAUAAUCCAUCGCUGGCCCCAGACACCAGUGUAGUGCCCUCCGAUGGUCACUGGGAGACGGUACUCGAAAGACCUGCACCAGAAGAUGGCACCCAAGGCACAUUGUCGCCUCUCUCAACAAGUCCACGUAUGCCUUUACAAGAACUCAUUAAUCCACUACCACCAAAAGCCUGUUGUGAUUAUUUGAUAUCCCAUUUCUUCCAACUAAUACAUCCUUUGUUUCCAAUUCUCCAUGGCCCAACCUUUCAGGCUCAGUACGCAGCUUUUUUUACACAACAACCCCAAACCCAUCAAGUCGAUCUUCCUUGGCUGGCUCUACUAUUCUCGAUGUGUUCUUUGGCACUGAACACGAUGGACGCGAGCGACCCAAGACUACUAUACAUAUGGCCAACCAUUUCCGACAGCCCGGCCCAAGAUUUCACGACAACAUCUGUGUCUCGCAGACUUUUACAAGCCUCGAUGACUUGCCUCUUACAGGAUCAGUUCUUCAUCAGGCACAAAUUCAGCACAUUUGAGGCCUUGUUGAUGCUGAUUUACAGCUUGUCACAUAAUGAAUCCGUUGACCAAGGAUGGGCAUUAUUGGGCAUGGCGUUAAAUAUGGGUAUUGCACUACGGUGCAAUGCGGAAAAUCGGGGCCUGAACCCCAUAGAAACUCAGAGAAGACGGCGCUGCUGGGCUGGCCUAUUGACAUUGCAUACAUAUCAAGGAAUACUCUUUAGGGAUGUUGACAUGUCGUUUUUGCUCGAUAUAAAGGCCACUAUGCCUGCUGAUGUCAAUGAUCUCGAUAUUACCGAAGGCGGAAUUGCUAAUUCUCUCGGCCAGCCUACCCAAAUGUCGGUUAUGAUGGCUAAGAUUCGCCUAUUUCGGCUAUCUACUCAUAUUUGUCGCCAUAUCUCUGGCCCCGUGCGACUUGAUCAAAGCUUUCUGCAGGAAUUCAACUCGGAUAUCUCUGAGGAGCAAGCAAAAUGGGACUCUACUUAUAUGAUUGAUGGAUCUCCGAAUAUCCUGGAUCCAACUGCAUACGGAUAUUGGUGUGUCUUGCAAAGCUAUGCGCAUCAUCUUUACCUCCUUCUGCAUCGUCCGUUUCAUCAUACGAAGUCACCGUACUUUCUCCCAGAAUCGAGAGAAAGAUGUCUCAAUUCUGCCAUGGAAAUGAUCUCCAUUCAUCAACAGAUCUACGAAGCCCCACUGUUACGAAGCUUUCUCUGGCUACUGAAUGGAGUGACGGGUCUGAAGGCACUCCAUGCCGCUGUGGCCCUCAACUCAUGUCUUCUCGAUAAGCCAUCAGGUAAUCUGGAACCCCAUCGGAAGGCAAUACAAAGGCUAGCCCAACGUAUGGAAAGUCUUUCCAGCCGAAGUGCAAUGUGCGCGAAGUCUUAUGAAAUACUUUGUCAUCUGCCAACCCAAUCCACUAGUACGGCCACCGCUCAACCGCCUUACUCGGCGAUUCAAUCCGAGAAUACACUUGAUGACUGGACUGAUAUACGUGAAUGGAUGGACUCUGAUUUUGUCAACUGGGUACCAUUUAUUUCUUGA